GCGACGGAGGAGGCUCCAGGAUGCGGCACCUGCUACUGUUCCUCGUCCUGGGAGCGACUCUCGCCCCGGGCACGUGUUCCGAGCUGGUCAAGUACUUGGAGGUCGCGGAGAACGCGAGGCCCGGCACCAAGGUUGGUGUCAUCGACUUCGACAGCCCGCCGUACCUGAUAGUCUCGGUCUCUGGGCCGGCGGUCGACUCGGACUUGAACGUGGACCACGCGUCGGGCGAGAUCCGUACGAAAGUGCCAUUGGACCGCGAGACCAGGCCUUCCUACAGCCUGGUCGCGUUGCCGCAGAACAUUCAGGUGGUCGUGAAGGUGCUCGACGAGAACGACAACGCGCCGACGUUCCCGGUGGACCGGGUGGACGUCGAGUUCCCGGAGAACUCGCCGCGCGACGCCAAGCGGGCCCUGCCGCCCGCCAAGGACCCGGACCUGGGCCUGUACUCGACCCAGCGUUACGAGAUCGUGUCGGGCAAUCACGGGGACGCGUUCCGGCUGUCGCAGCACCGCGGCCGCGACGGCGUCCUCUACCUGGACCUGCAGAACUCGGGCUCGCUGGACAGAGAGGCUCGCUCGCAGUAUCAUCUGGUGAUCGUGGCGUUGGACGGCGGCGCGCCGCCGUUGCGCUCCAGCCUGCACGUGAACGUGACGGUACAGGACGUGAACGACAAUCCGCCGAUCUUCAACCAGACCAGAUACGUCGCCAGCGUGCCGGAGAACGCGACCGUCGGCACGCCGGUGCUCGCUGUGAACGCGACGGACAGCGACGCCGGGGACAACGGGCGCAUCGAGUACUCGAUAAACCGGCGGCAAUCGGACCGCGAGGAGAUGUUCCGCAUCGAUCCGGAGACCGGGAUGGUCUACGUGAACAAGGCGCUCGACUUCGAGUCGAAGGAACGGCACGAGCUGGUGAUCGUGGCCAGGGACUGCGGGGCGCAGCCGCUCGAGGCGAGCGCGUUCCUCUCGGUGCGCGUCACCGACGUCAACGACAACCAGCCGGCGAUCACGGUGAUAUUCCUGUCGGACGACGCGACACCGAAGAUCAGCGAGAGCGCGCAGCCCGGCGAAUUCGUGGCCAGGAUAUCGGUCAGCGAUCCGGACUCCAGGACCGAGUACUCGAACGCGACCGUCACGUUGACCGGCGGCGAGGGCCACUUCGGCCUGGCCACCAGGGACAACAUCAUCUACCUGGUCGUGGUGGAGCGGCCGCUGGACCGCGAGGAGAAGCCGGUCUACGAGCUGUCGGUCGAGGCGACCGACGCCGGCACGCCACCGCUCAGAGCCGUCAGGACGUUCAGGUUGCUCGUCACCGACGUGAACGACAACGCGCCGAAGUUCGGCCAGGAAAGGUACGAGGCGCACCUGUUAGGCGCCUCCGAGCCGGGCACCCCGGUGCUCAACGUGACCGCCACCGACCUGGACGAUGGCGCCAAUUCCGCCGUCAAGUACUCCCUGAUGAACUCCACGUGGUUCGCCAUCGACGAGAACUCCGGAUUGAUCACCACGAUCACUCACGUCGACUGCGAGGCAGAUCCCGCGCCUACUUUAGUGGUUGUGGCCACCGACUCCGGUCGGCCGGCUCUCAGCAGCAGUGCUACGGUACGAGUGACAGUUCACGACCUCAACGACAACGAGCCGAUCUUCGAGAAGCCCCUGUACAACGCCACGGUGCCGGAGGACAUGCCGGUCGGAUGCUGCUUCCUCAAGGUGCAGGCGACCGACCCCGAUUGCGGCGUGAACGCCAUGGUGAAUUACACGCUGGCCCCUGGCAGAGUCGAGACCGAGCAGCUGAUGGUGCGCAGCGACACCGGCGAUAUCUGCGUGAGAACACCCCUCGACAGGGAAACCGCGCCCUACCUGGAGAUUCCUGUGAUCGCCACCGACAGAGGUGGACUGAGCACCGUGGCCAUCGUCAGAGUGCAAGUGACGGACGUGAACGACAAUCUCCCUGUGUUCGACCCGCAGAUGUACAAUGUGAGCUUGAAGAGCGACAGUCGGGUGCAAGGACCGAUUUUGAGAGUAGCAGCUACCGAUCUGGACGUUGGACCGUUCGGUCAAGUGACCUAUCGGAUCACGAACGGCAACGAGGCCGGAGUUUUCCAGAUCGACCAGAACAACGGCGAGCUGCAGGUCGCCUGGCCGAAUCUGCCGUUUCGGUCCUCGUUGUAUCUGUUGAACGUGGCGGCGACGGACGCGGCUGGACGGAAGAGCAUCGUCGACGCUGAAGUGAGGAUCACGGUGUCCUCGCCUGAACACAGGAUCGCCACCUGCGACAAGCCACGAUACACCAUCACGGCGAAGGAGAACGUUCCUCAGGACAGCAUCGUGGGUGGCGUGAAGGCUGCUUUGUCUUCGGGUGAAGGGCCAACCAGAUUUUAUUUGGCCAAGGUAGAACCGGAUCUAACGAUGGACCCGAAUACGGGAAUGAUCCGUGUACGCCGGCCGCUCGACAGGGAGGCCCGGGACAAGUACGUUCUCAGCGUCGUCGCCAGGAACAACGUGUCCGUCGGAUAUUGCCAGGUCGAGCUGACAGUGGAGGACGUGAACGACAACGCGCCGAUGUUCCCGACCACCGCGGUGCGGAUCUCGGUCCCCGAAUCGCACCCGCUCCACACAGCUUUGUACGUGGCCCACGCAACGGAUCCGGACACAACGCCGAUCCGGUACGUGCUCGGCCAGGACAGCAACGACCUGUUCGGCAUAGGCGCCCGGUCCGGCGAGCUCUAUUUAGCGAGGAGAUUGGAUUACGAGACGCAACAACGCCACGGGCUCCUGAUAAGGGCGCUGGACGGUGCCGGACACUCGGCGAACCUGAGCCUGAGCGUCGAGGUGCAGGACGUGAAUGACAACCCCCCAGUGUUCGAGAGGAAGGAGUAUCACGUGGAGGUUCCCGAAGGCGCCAAGCUCGAUUCCCAAAUCCUCCAAGUAACAGCAGUGGACCUCGACACGGGCAACAACGCCAGACUCAGCUACCGUCUGCAAGGCUCUUCAGCGUUCCGGAUCAGCCCGAACACCGGCUGGAUCUAUCUAGCGCAGACUCUGGAUCGCGAGACCCUGGAUCGUCAUGCUCUAACAGUCCUGGCGACGGACAACGGCUCGCCGGCCGCAACGGCGAGCGCGUCCGUCGUGGUGACGGUUCUGGACGACAACGACAACGACCCCAGGUUCGAGAGAGACUUCUACGGGUUCGAACUACUGGAGAACCUACCCUCGGGCACCCUGGUAGGGUCUGUCAGUGCCUCGGACCCCGAUCUCGGCAAGAACGCGCUGCUGAGGUACGCGGUGGUCCAAGCAAACAGCAGCUUCGCGGUGGACCCCGAUACAGGUGAAAUCAGCACGCGUGAGCCACUGGAUCGCGAGACGAAGAGCGUCCACGAAUUGGUUCUGGAAGCUCGUGACCAAGGCACCCCGUCGAGGGCCGCGAGGGUCCCUCUGAAGGUCACGGUUUUGGACGUGAACGACAAUUCGCCGGAGAUAGUGGACCCGCAGGGGGACGUGGUCGGGGUGCGGGAGGAACAGCCGCCUGGAACAGAAGUGGCGAGAGUCAGGGCGUUGGACAACGACUUGGGCGAGAACUCGACAGUGACCUACACUAUUCUGAAAGACCGGGACUCCGACGGCUACAACGUUUUCACCAUCGACCCGAUCACCGGCAUGAUCCGGACCAAGGCGGUCCUCGAUCACGAGGAGCGGAUCGUCUACCGGGUGUCCGUUAAGGCCACGGACGCCGGCAAACCACCCCGGCACAGCAGCGUGCGAACGCUAAAAGUCGAGGUUUUAGCGCUCGCCGAUAACCGGCCGACCUUCACCAGCAGGAGUCUUACCUUUAACGUGCGAGAGGACGCGAGCAUCGGGCAAGCGGUGGGUUCCGUUUCGGAGGCGGGACCAGCGGGUCGCGUGGCCUUCACCCUGGACUCGUUGACACCCAUCAGCGAGUUCCCAGCGUUCGACGUGGACCGUAGCUCCGGCCAGCUGGUGGUCGCUCAUUCCCUGGACCGGGAGAACGUGAGCGAAUACCACCUGGAGAUCCGCGCGCUGGACACCACGUCGAUCGGCAAUCCUCAAAGCAUCGCUGUCUCGGUGAAGAUCGUCAUCGAGGACGCGAACGACAAUCCGCCGAGGUGGCCGCUGGACCCCAUAACAGUCCGAGUGUCCGAGACGGCGGCGAUAGGAUCUACCAUCUACAACCUGACUGCCACGGAUUCGGACAGUGGCCCGAACGGGGACCUUCGCUACGGUUUGGUCGCGGAGUUCCCGUCGAGAGGCAGCUUCGCCGUUGACUCCCUCACCGGAGCUUUGACGUUGGCUAAACAGUUGGACAGGGAGGAGAGGGCCGAGUAUACCUUGAUCUUGAAGGCGUCGGAUAGAGCCGCGCCUGGGGAACAACUGGCCUCCACUGUCACUGCUAGGAUCAUCGUGCUCGAUCAGAAUGACAACGAUCCGGUGUUCGUGGCGCCCGAAUCCACUACCGUUGCUGUCACGCGCGAUCUUCUGCCAGGAGCGAUGCUGGUCAGAGUGGUGGCGGUGGAUAAAGACGCAGGCGACAAUGGCCGUGUAUCGUACGUGAUCACAUCGGCGAACGAGGAGGCGAGAUUCUCGGUGGGUUACGAGUCCGGCAUAGUGAGCUUGCAGAGGCCGAUGUUCAUGGAGGUUAGAUCGACGGAGCUCGAGAUCACGGCGAACGAUCACGGUUCCCCACCGCGCAAGUCAACUAUCAGGCUUCACCUGACGCUAGCUUCCGGCCAGAGUAACGGACCUCCUCGAUUGCUACUCGCCAACCCGGUAGCCAACGUUUCGGAGGACCUGCAUGUUGGGGCGCCGGUCCUGAACGUCGCCGGCCCUAUCAUCGCCGAUCAAGGUAACGUCAGCUUCAGCAUUCCGAGCUACGUGGCGUCCGACAAGUUCGCCGUUUCGCCGAGCGGUCUGGUCACUCUGCGCGGACCCCUGAACCGAGAGGAGACCGCCCGCUACUCGGUCCCGAUCAUCGCCAGGUCCAGCAAGCUGCUGGACAUCGGCACGCUAGAGGUCCAGGUACUCGACGAGAACGACAACAGCCCCGAGUUUCGGCCGGGUUCCUGUUACCCGCUCGCGGUACCGGAGAACCAGGAGACCGCCGUGAUCCAUACGAUCGCCGCCGCCGAUCUCGACGAGGGGAAGAACGGGGAGAUCUCCUACAGCAUCGUUGGAGGUAACAUAGGCGCGAAGUUCUUCCUAGACCCGGUCACCGGGACGUUGUCCAUGUCCAACCUGGACCGAGAAGCAGUCUCCAAUUACAUCUUAACGAUCUCGGCGAAGGACAGAGGUCGGCCGAGCCUGGAGGCUCGGUGUAACCUGACAGUAAUCGUGCUGGACGUGAACGACAACGCUCCCCUAUUCGCCCAAAAUCAAUACACCGAGUCCAGGACACGUGGAUUCGUGCAGUCCGCGGAAUACCCUAGCUUCGGCCUUCCAAGCGGAUUUCCGUACGGCUCGGCGAAUUAUCCUAGCAAUUAUCACGCCAGCAAAUACGUGGCGACGAUAUCGGAGGACGUCGCCGCCGAUUCCAGCGUGAUGUCAGUAAAUGCCAGCGAUCCGGACCAAGGGGUCAACGGGCAGAUCACUUAUUCGAUCGGAGAGGAGACCAGCUGGCUGUUUAGGGUUGAUAACAAGACCGGUGUCAUCACCACUGCUGGGCCCCUGGACCGCGAGCGUCAAAGCACCUACAGCUUCGUGGUGAUAGCGACGGACAGCGGGAAGUACGACGCGAAGAGCACCUCGAUCCCGGUGGAGAUUCGCGUAAGCGACGUGAACGACAACGCCCCGGUUUUCGCGGAGUACCCGUUCCGCGCCCGAGUGUCGAUCGGAACCCAGCCGGAGAAGAACAUCCUGAGAGUGGUGGCCACCGACGCGGACGAGGGAUUGAACGGGGAGAUCGUGUACUCGUUCUUCCACGAGCAGGAGAAGCCGAAGUUCAGGAUCCACCCUACCACCGGCGCGGUCACGGCGGCUCUGUCCUUGUCCCAGGACAACGGGAAGACGUAUCACCUCGAGGUGCUGGCGAGGGACAGAGGGAACCCUCCCAGAAGCGCUCGGGGCCUGAUAGAGCUGCAGGUCGGGAACUUAGCCGACCUGCUGCCCGCCCUCAAGUUCCAGAACGAGUCCUACGAGGUGGUGAUCCUGGAGAACUCCGCGGCUGGCACGGAAGUGGUGCAGGUCACCGCAGUCAGGUCCGACGGCAGGCGACAGCACGUGUCCUAUUCGCUGGGGUCCGGCAACGACUUCGGGACCUUCGCCAUCGACGAGGACACCGGGCUGGUUCGCGUGAACGACCCCGCGAGAUUGGACGCCGAAUUGUGGACCGAUAUGAGGGUCAGACCCGCCGACGGACAGAUCGACGAGGGAAGGACCAACGCUUGGGGCAGGUCCUUGGAAGGCCAGCUGUCCAAGGAGGAGCCUAGGGAGAGCUCGAAACACGUGCUGACCGUCGUAGCCAGGACCAUCGGCUCGGAUCCGCUCGAGGCUUACGUUCAGCUGGUCGUCAGGGUGUCGGACGUCAACGACAAUCCGCCUGUCUUCACGCAGACUCAGUAUUCCGCCACUGUUCUCGAGGGGAACGUCAAGGGGGACUUCGUUGUCAAGCUCUCGGCCAGCGACGCCGAUCAAGGAAUGAACAGCAGGAUCCUGUACCAUAUCGUAGACGGCAAUCCUGAUAAUGCGUUCACUAUCAGUCCGCCGUACAGCGGUGUAGUUCGCACGAACAUCGUGCUCGAUCGAGAGAUCCGCGAGAAGUAUCGUCUGACGAUCAUCGCCACGGAUCAAGGAAAUCCCCAGCUAACCGGCACCGCCGCACUCAGCGUUCGAGUGAUCGAUAUCAACGACAAUCAGCCGACUUUCCCGGAGCAUAGCAUCAUUUCUGUCUCUGAAGGUACCCAAGUGGGCACGCUGCUGACGACCAUCACGGCGAACGACGUUGACAGUUCCCCGGCGCUGACCUAUCGAUUCGGGAACGUGACCAACCCGGGCCCUUUCAGCAUCGAUCGUUACGGAGGCAAGGUCGUUCUCCGCAGACGUCUGGACGCUGAAACGCGGUCGGAGUACAGCCUCCAGGUGAUUGCCAGCGAUGGAAUGCACGAGGCAGUCACGGAUUUGAUAGUCCGCGUCACGGAUCUGAACGAUAACGCGCCCAAGCUGCAGCAGUCGGCGUACAUCGCCACUCUUCCAGAAGGACGAGGGGACCUGCAGGAGAUCCUGACGGUAAACGCGACAGACGACGACUUCACGGAGGACAACAGCCGCAUCCGCUACUACCUGCUGAAAGCCAGCAAAGGCUUCUCGGUGCAUCCAGUGACCGGCGUGCUGACUGUGAAUCGCACCGCUAUACCGAGGCCCCUCCCCAACGAAGUGGAGCUAGCCGUUGUAGCCGAAGACUAUGGCAAACCACCGGCGUCGUCGGUCUGCUCCGUCGUGGUGCGACUCAGCGGCUUGAAGAGCAUUCUGCCAGGAAAGAAGCACAAGAUCACGGCGAAGGAAAAUUCGACGAGAGGAACCACGUUGAUGAGACUGUCCGACGUCGAUCUGUUGGACGGCAGCAUCGUUGCCGGCGACGACAGCGGGACGUUCGAGGUGUCCAGGGGGAAGUUGAUACUCUCCAAGGUGCUCGACAGAGAAACGAAAGACAGAUACAUCUUGCGGCUAGGCUCGAAGAUCGAGAACAUGACGACGGGUUCCCUGAUGGGCGACGAGCCGGUGACGGUGAUCAUCACGGUCGAGGACGUGAACGACAACUACCCUCGGUUCUUCGAGGAGCUUCACGAAGUGUCGAUCAAGGAGAACGCGUCCCAAGGAACGACGAUAGCAACGCUCCGCGCGAAGGACGACGACCUUGCGGGAAGCGCCGCAGCCAGCCUAGUCUACGAGAUCACGUCGGGAAACGACGGUGGAUUGUUCAAGGUGGAGAGGACGACGGGGUCUGUGUUAGUGAACGCGACGCUGGACUGCGACUUAGAGCCGGAGAUCUAUAACUUAGUGGUGAUGGCGUGCGACAGUGACCCAAUCUCGCCACUCUGCGCCCUUGCAAGACUGAGGAUCCGACUGGAGGACGUAAACGACAACUCCCCCAAGUUUCCAGUCUCGGAAUACCUGGAGUUCGUCGGCGAGAACGAACCAAUAGGCACCACAGUGUUCUCGGCCCGCGCCUCGGACCUCGACCGCGGUAUUUUCGGCUCGCUGAACUACUCGAUCGUGUCCGCGGCAGCCACCGGCUUCUCCGACAUCGACGACAGCUGGAAACUGUUCGCAGUGGACGCUAAAUCGGGCACAGUGACCACACGAGCCGUGUUCGACUACGAACUCCGUAAUCGCUACGCGUUCACCUUGCGGGCGACGGACGCAGGCGGCAGAACCGCCGCAGUCCGGGUCAGAGUUGAGAUCGAGUCGAAGGACGAGUUCUAUCCGCAGUUCACCGAGAGGAUGUACAGAUUCGGCAUCAAGAGCGGGGCCCAGGUGCUUCCUGGGACGGUGAUCGGCCACGUGACUGCCACGGACCGCGACAAAGGGCCGGACGGCAGGGUGGUCUACCAGCUGACCUCGCAGCACCCGUACUUCAAGCUGAACCGCACCACGGGCGCGCUAAUCGUCAAGCAGAAGUUGAUGCACAUCGACAUGGACGUGGAGGAGUCCUCCAGGCUGGUGGUCAGCGCCAGCUCCGGCAGACAAUUCUCUCUGUCGAACAUGACCGUGGUGGAGAUCACGUUGGCGGACGAUAUCGACGCGAACGAAGGCGGAGGCGUCACAGCUUUAGCUACGCCGACGGACGUGGGCUCGAACAUGGCCGUGGCAGCGAGCGGGGGCCUGGCGGACUGGGCCCUCGGCCUGCUGAUAGCGUUGCUGCUCCUGGUGGUAGCUUUCGGGGCCGUCUUCCUGUACCUUCACCUCAGAAACAGGAGACACAAGAAGCCAGGAACGAAGCCCGGCCUGAACGGCGAGAGCAACGCCACUGCGUCGAACAGUUACGUCGACCCCAGCGCGUUCGACACCAUUCCUAUCAGGAGCGUAACCGGAGUGGGCGCCGCUGGGAACGGCGGCGCUGGGAAUGGAAAUGGAGGCGGAGGCGCCGCGUCCUGCCAGUUCGCACCGCCUAAGUACGACGAGAUUCCUCCGUACGGGACCUCGGGACAGUCCGGGCAGCAGCAGGCCACCUCGGAGCUGUCGGGAAGCGACCAAUCCGGCUCAUCCGGCCGAGGAUCGGCGGAGGACGACGGCGAGGACGAAGAAAUCAGGAUGAUCAACGAGGGUCAGCAGACCGGGGACUCCGCGAGCGACCUAUCCGUUCACAAUACUCAAGAAUACUUGGCCAGGCUAGGCAUCGUCGAUCCGCCAGCUGGGACGCCGAGGAGGCCGCCGGAAGCGCUGCCUCUGAACAGCCUGCACCUGUUCGAGGACGAAGCUGCCACGGAAGCCGACAUCGCGACGCUUAUUUAUGGGAAGAUCGGAGAGCCUGGGAGGCCUAUGUCGGGCCUGGAAGUGCCCGGGGGUCCGUCUAUGAACGGAUCGCUGAGUUCCAUCGUGCACAGCGAGGAGGAGCUCACCGGGUCCUACAACUGGGACUAUCUUCUCGACUGGGGACCUCAUUACCAGCCUCUGGCCCACGUGUUCAGCGAGAUCGCGAGGCUGAAGGACGACGCGGCCAGCGUGCAGAGCGGGAACUCGGGCAGCAGCGGGAAAACUAAGUCUGUACAUAAAGCUCCGCCGCCGCCGCUGCUCACCUCCGUCGCCCCGAGGUCACUGGCGGCCCCUGCGCUGGCUAGAGGCAUCCUACCGAGGUCCCCGAUCAGUCACGACGCCUCCACGUUCCCCUCCGCGGCUCUCAGCCCAAGCUUCUCGCCGUCCCUCUCGCCUCUAGCCACCAGGAGUCCCAGCAUCAGUCCUUUGGUGCCGCCGGCCACCCAAAGGUCCAGUCAAAGUGCCAAUAGGGGUAUCCCCGUGACCGACGCCGAGCUCAGGAUCUAGGCGACCCUCGCGAACGUCGUGUCCCACCGUCAGGUAUUAGUAUUAGGUCGCGCGAUGCUUACCGCGAGCGAUGAAACGUUGAACUGUUUGUGCCGUUUCGGCCGUGUAUAAAUUAGUGACGGUAAGUUGACUGACCUUCGAGCGGCGUGCCUCGAAGGCGCCCAAGGUGCGACGAUCACCCUCCGAGCGUCCGCCUUCUCCGUGCGCGCGUUCAUGUUUCACACUUUUGUAGAUAAUUCCGAGCGGUGUACUGCGCGAGGAGGAGACGAAGGAGAAGGAGGAGGCGGUCGUAACGCUGAUAUUACGGUUCUAUUUUGUCCUUAUCUCCCGUCUCUUGUGUACGAUACGACUGUUAAUCGCCGGCCCGAACGCCGGCCUAGAAUACUCGGAAAGCCUUGUAAAUAGGAGGCGUGUAAAUAAUACUCGAAUUGCUCGAAAGGGUUCACCACUUCUCGCCUAUAAUCAAAAGCGGCUCACCGCGUCGUGGAACGGUCGCGUUUGCUCUGCAGAGAUAACCAGUUGGUCGCCUCGUUCGACGGGGAGAGGUUGCUCGUAUUUGAUAUUUAAGCUGGCGACGUCGGCCCCGAGGUGUUGACUUUGGCCCUUUAAGUAUUUGUAGCAACGUCGCGUAACGACGAUAGCGAAUGUUUUCAGGGGGCGCGACUACAGUGGCGUAGACAGUGGAGGGGAGGGGAGCUUUCUGUUCAGCCAACUUGCGAUCUCCUCGCAGUAGACGCGACCGUUUUCCCGCUUUGUAACCGAGAUGAAUUGGUUGAUUGUUUAAUUAGACCCGUUAUCUCCGCGCACAGCGCCGCGCCGCGCCGCGUCGCGUCGCGUCCCGACGGCUUCGUCACGAGUGGACUGAUUCUUUCGCGAUUCGUGGCUCUGGACGCGACUACUCUGUUCAACUUUUGUUCUUCCUCAUGUAACUUCCCUCUUUUACGUCGCGUACCCCCGCCGAGUGGAAUCUCGAUGUAACGGCGGCACGGUACGCCAGCCAGAGCUGCAUACGCAUAAACGCUAGUGGAAUAGAUAUGUCAUAUUUUGUAUAAAAAGAACACGCACACACUCACCUACACACGAAACUCUUUGUACAAAGACUCUCCUGUGAGCCGAGGAUCCGCGCGAUGACGGAUCCUUAAAUGAAUUUUUUAGGAAACUGUGA
Molecule: messenger RNA, 11154 nt
Organism: Megalopta genalis
Lineage: Eukaryota; Metazoa; Arthropoda; Insecta; Hymenoptera; Halictidae
Gene: ds
Product: dachsous cadherin-related 1
Biological process (GO): homophilic cell-cell adhesion
Cellular component (GO): plasma membrane
Molecular function (GO): calcium ion binding
Source: RefSeq, a predicted model, not a curated record